AUGGCAACUCCGCCGAUGGAGCCGGUGCUGGUGCGGGACUCGAAUAUUCAAGCGCUGUGCGACGUGGGGUCGCCGUGGAGGAGCCAGUGGAAGCUGUUUUGGCGGCAGGGCGAAGGAGCUGAAAAGGGAGGGAGAGGGUGGGUGCAGGUGGAGAGGAGCGAGUGGGACGUGUUUGAAUGUGCUAAGCGGCCGAGAGAAUGUAGCAGAGUGGCUUUGCGAGUGGGGGAGGGGGAGGGCCAGGGUGGAGGGGGGACGGGGAAUAACAAGGUGAAGGUGUUUGGAGGGGAGGGGAGGGUUUGGUUUUCGGGGAAGAGGGUGAAAGGGAAGAUGGCAAUGUGGGAGGAGGAAGGAGGGGAAGAGGAGGAAGAGGAAGGUGAACUCGGAGGGAAGUGGAGGUGGGUGGAGGGUGUUCCGGGCUAUGGGGAGGGGGUUUAUCGGGGGUUUGUGUAUAAUGCUGGGCUUACUGAAAUUCCUUGAUGAAUUUGGCGUGUCGGAUUGUGUGGCACUAGGAAAGAGGGGGCCGAUAAAAGAGCAUCUAUCUAUCUAUCUGAACUAUAGCUCUAGCUGCUUCGUGGAUAUCAUCAAUGCAUAAUUCUGCUGCUAGCAAAGAAUCAUCAUAGGAUUUAUUGGAUUGGGUCACUGACUAUAUUAGAAGAUGUUGCUUCUGAGUUGAUUGCGCGUUGAUUUCACCGAAAGCCAUGUUUCUGCGAGUUAUGAAUAUAUGUGAUUGAUUUUGAAGUUCCAUUUAGUGUGUGUUACUUUGUGAAUCAUUAUGAUGAAAAUAUUGUGCAUAAAAUGCUCAAUUACGCAGCUGAGUAAAAUUGUAGUACUAUCAACCAAAAUGUAAUUGGUAACGCGCAACGCUGUUUUUUACUCUCUCUAAACGCAUAUUUCCUUCUGUGUUUUCCCCCA
This is a messenger RNA of Asparagus officinalis (garden asparagus), 912 nucleotides long. RefSeq names its product SKP1-interacting partner 15. The record is from RefSeq and is a predicted model, not a curated record. NCBI's taxonomy places the organism in Eukaryota, Viridiplantae, Streptophyta, Magnoliopsida, Asparagales, Asparagaceae.